Molecule: messenger RNA, 2531 nt
Organism: Hirundo rustica (Barn swallow)
Lineage: Eukaryota; Metazoa; Chordata; Aves; Passeriformes; Hirundinidae
Product: endogenous retrovirus group K member 6 Gag polyprotein-like
Exons: 2
Coding region: 1112-2212 (366 amino acids)
Biological process (GO): viral process
Molecular function (GO): zinc ion binding; nucleic acid binding
Source: RefSeq, a predicted model, not a curated record
UAGAAGCCCAGGGCGCGUUUCUAUUCGGGGGCAGGCUGAUUCUGAUGACGAAGAUGACAGGGCGGACCUUGAGCGCCAGACAGGACGGGGCAUCCUGUCGGAUUCCGCAGGGCCAGGACUGGCAGGGGUGGAAUGGGCGGUGACGGGGCAUGGCCGAGGCGGGGAGAGUCUCGAAGGCACCACCCCCAGGCAGCAGGGGCUGCGGAGCCCGACUCCGCCCACGAGCAGCUAUGACCUUGAGCCGCCUGCGUGCGGUGAUUCAGGGACAGCUGCCGAGGUGUUACGGACAGGCGCGCAUCCAAAAAUUUCUCAGAUUUUACAGGCUUUUCCAGAACUUAAAAGAUACUUGAGAACUCCGAGCCCACAGAGGACAGCUGCCAGCGUGCCGUCAUCACAGAGAGGUGGGGCAGAGAGGCAGCGAGCACGGAGAUCAUCAGUUGCAUCCACCGAAGGAUCGGUAUGGGAGGAUACGCCCACAUUGCAUCGUUUUUUUCCAAUUUCAUACAAAAAAUCAACUUCUUCAGAACAGCAAUUCAAACAGAAGCCGAGAGAACCUUUGCCAAUGGUGAGGGAUGAUGAUGUUAUUGAUGAGGACCACGAGAUGUCAAUCACAGAUGAAGAUAUAAUCAGAAUCACAGCAUCAGAAGGGAUUCCUGCCAGGAGAGUAAAGGCACUUGAGUUUACACGACAAGCUUCGUCAUUUUUGUUAUCUGAGGACUUUAUGAACAAAUUUUUUUGAAGGUUCACUGAAACAGCAUUUCGCCAUGAUCCCACGUCUUCUUUCUCUCAGAUUUUUCUUCCAGGGAAGGAAGUUUCAGAAAAAUUUGAGGAUGCUCAGCAAGCUCAGAUUCCUGUUCAGCGAGUGAAAGAGAAAGAGAAAGUGAAAGAGAAAGAAAAAGAGACAGAAAAAGAAACAGAAAAAGAAACAAAACCUGAGGAAGUGAAGCCUCCAAAACAAGUGGGUCCUGAGAAAGAAGAAGCAGCAGCGAAAGCAAAAACAAAGGAAACAAUUUCAGAGGCAGGCACCACACAGGCUUCUGCCAAGCCAGAAUUUUGUCCAACAGACUGGACAGACAUAAAGAAAUUUGCAUUGAAAGGGGAUACACUUUCAAUGGAUCCAAAAGGCAUAGCUAUGCCAGUGACAUAUGAUGCACAUGAUGCAAACCCAAAAUGGGAGAGAUUGGAUCGUGAAGUCGUCAGGGAUCUGAUGAAAGCCGUUCGUGAUAAUGGAUUGGGGUCUCCAUACUUCAAACAACUUUUGAAAGGGACAUUUAAUAUUUAUGAUUUAACACCAUUUGACCUCCGAUCUCUUGCAACCAUGAUCCUAAGCGACUCACAAUUCAUUCUCUGGGAAGCAAAAUGGAGAAAAAUUUUAAAUGAUUACAGAAUCAAAUACCAAGGUGGGGCAAAUGCAGGCUUCACAGUGGCACUAUUGGCCGGUGAUCCACCACUUGACAGUGCAGCUCGUCAAGCCAGCUUUCUUCCUCGAGACGUGUUGACAGACAUCAAGGAUGCAGCCAGAAAGGCAAUGGUGCAGAUUCCACCAGCAGGAGUCACAGAAAGUCUUUUUACAGAUGUAAAGCAAGGUCCUUCAGAACCCUUCGCUUCAUUCAUCGAUCGUCUCACACAAGCAGUGGACAGGCAAGUCAUUGAUGAGGGAGUGAAGUCACAUAUGAUCCGGUGUCUUGCAUUUGCAAAUGCCAAUCCAGAAUGCAAGCGAGUCAUCAGUGCAAUGCCAGGCCAACCCACCAUGGCAGAAAUUCUAGAGGCAUGCAGCAAGGUGGGGACACCACAGCACGUUGCAACAAUUUUAGGAGAUCAUGUGGAAAAAGCUGUCAAAGAAGCAUUUGCAAAUUUUCAACAAAGACAGUGUUACAAGUGUGGCAAACCAGGGCAUUUCAAGAAGGACUGCCCACAAAUUACAAACAAUGCAGACUCAUCAGAUCAUUGUCUGGCAUGCGGGAGGAAGAAGCAUCGCCCUGCAAAAAACAAUGUGAGUGGAGGAACUCAGUCGGGAAACUCCAGAAGGAGCGCGAAUCGUCAGCGCGCGAUGACACAAGUGAUGGCGAUGACUCAAGAGCAAGCUCCGCAAGGGGGACAAUCAUCGGGGAACAACAUUCUGACGCCCUCAGCAGGACAAUUUGUAGGAUCCCCAGCGAUCCAGAGUUAUUACCACCCGGGGCGCAAUGCGAUUUGGCAACUUCCAAAGUGAUAUGUUUUUUGGAUGACAAUUAUGCAGUGAUACCCACUGGUGUCACUGGAUCCUCGUGGAAGAGGCAGGACUUUCUAAUUAUAGGUAAGGACAGAAGCAGUGUUUUGGGAUUUGUUAUUUACCCUUCUGUCAUUUCAGCAGAUCGCAAUGAUGAGUUGACGGUUUUAGCGAAGCCUCAUCAGCCACCAUUGAUCAUUCCCCCGAACACCUCGAUUGCCAGGGCAAUUGCAUUGCCACCCCAUGCUGCAGAACAAGUCUUGCCAGUGCUCCGGGAACAAGAUCUUCCUUCAGUUAGGCUGGCGGCGAGGCACGUGAAACC